UUCUACAGAAAUCAGGGACAGCGAGACCAAGGGGCCGGGACCUGCUCCCUCGUCAUGGGAUAAAACCCGAGGCCCAGGGCGAAGGGACUUGAGGCGAGGGUGGGGGUGAGGGCAGAGCUGCGCUUGCACCUCCAUCCUUAGGGCUGCCUCCGGCCACUUCCCAGCCCGUGCUGCCUCCUCAGUCUGCAGGUCUCAAGAGAAGCAGCUAGAAGAGGUCCAACCACCGGCAUCUCAAAGAGAGAAAGAGGACAGUGCAAGUGGACUUUAUUUCUAGACCGAGAUGGAUGGACAGGCCCCCGCCACGCCUGGAGGACAAAAGGUCGCCAACCAGAGGGCAGGAUGGAAAAUGCAGGUGGCCCUCAUACUGUGCCUGUUGCAAGCUGCCAAUGCGCUGAAGGGCCCGAGGCUGGUGUCUGGGGAGCCUGGGGGCGCUGUCACCAUCCAGUGUCGUUACACCCCCACGUCCAUCAACAGGCACCAGCGGAAGUACUGGUGCCGCCUGAGCCCCCUGACGUGGCUCUGCCACACCGUCGUGUCCACCAACCACUACACGCACGGUCGCUACAGUGGCCGCGUGGCGCUGGCGGACUUCCCGCACCGCGGCCUGUUUGUGGUGAGGCUGACCCAGCUGUCCCCGGAGGAUGGGGGGUCCUACCGCUGUGGCAUCGGAAACGGGAACGACAUGCUGUUCUUGAGCAUGAACUUGGCCGUCUCCGCAGGGAUGGGCUCUCCCAGUCCCAGCCCCAGAGCAUCGUCAGCUGCCAGUGAGCUCGUCAGGAGAUCCUUCGGAACAGCCUCUCCAGCGGCCAACAGAUGGGCCCCAGGAACCACCCAGACUAUAGAAAGGCAGGGGACAGAAUGGGGCAGAGCUGCUCUGACUCCAGAAACCAGCAAAAGAACAGCUUCAGCUAAGGGAAUGCAAACCCCAGGAACCCCUGGGUUGGUAGCUGCAGGGACAGUUAGCCAGGUAGAGAGUUCCAGCUGGGCCACCAUCCCUAUUCCGGAGAGUCCGGCUUCAGCAGUCGGAGGGAUGCCUGAUACAGUGGAACGUGAUUGGCUGUGGGGCACCAGGAGCUCAGCAACAAACAGAGCUGGGGCCAGAGAGGAGGGGAGAGAGACAACCGCUGAGGCCAAUAGGCUAAGAGAGGAAGCAGAAAGGGUCAGAAUAGCCCUGGCUACAGACUGGACCGUCAUAAAGACCAUCGGGCCAUCAACACUGGCCUCAGAAAAACGGGUGUGGGAAACCCACCAAGAACCAAGCUUGCUUUCUACGCCACAAGCCCUGGGCUCCAUUGAAGGAACUACUGGAGCUGCAGGUGUGCGGGCCUGGGGGCCCACCAGCACAGAGAUGUCAUCUGCCGAAGGGAGCACUGAAGGGGACCUAGACAUGCCUGCUGGAGGCAGUGGUCCCCAAACAGCACCAAGCCAGGACCUGAUAGCAGGACCCCUAAGGCCCCCAGGCAGGGGGUCCUCCAAGAAGAGUGCUUCUCCAGAAGAGAAAAACAUCUCUCGGAUGCUGACUCCUGUCUCCACGGUGCUGUUCCCGCUUGCGCUUGUGGCGCUUGUUCUAUUGCAAAGGAAGCUGCGGAGAAAGAGGACUUCUCAGGAGACAGAAAAGGCCCCAGGAGUCACCUUGAUUCAGAUGACAUAUUUGCUGGAGCUGAGCCUCCAACCAGAUCAGCUGCCCCAUGUGGAGAGGAAGAUACUCCAAGAGGGUUCUUCUCCUGCCUGUGCCACCAUGAGGGUCCCAGAGAGGGACCCUGGACCCUGAGGAAUGAAAGGAUAACAGGACCAAACACCAUGACCCCUUCUCAUUCUUCCUCCUCCGGUACACAAGGAAGUGAAUGAAGCUGGUACUUUAUUGGGGAAGCAAAGGCUGACCAUCCUUGGACCUACAAAGGUCAUGAACUGGCCACAGUCAAAGAUGACAGUGUGACUCAAAAAAGGCUUCAAGAAAGGAUUUAUUAAACACUGGUGGAGGUCACCUAGGAAAAAUGUAACAUUUCCAUUCUUGGAGGUUUCAAAAUGUAAGAGGUUUUCAAUCAGUGUGAGGAAUUACAAAUUUUCAACCAUCACAUCUAGCCCAUGCCAGUUGCCCUCUUUCCUGACGUCUGUUAGCAUUCAGCCUGCUGCAUACAUUGAAUUAUAUUCAUGUAUACUAGCCUUGCUUUCUCAAGUAAAUUCUAAGUUCUUUUAGGGCAGUAAUUGUGUUUUAUUUCACGAUGCCCCCAGAGAACUUUCAUUC
Myotis brandtii (Brandt's bat) is the source of this 2245-nucleotide messenger RNA. It is a transcript of the gene FCAMR, whose product is annotated as Fc receptor, IgA, IgM, high affinity. Gene Ontology annotation, cellular component: plasma membrane. The coding region runs from base 281 to 1771 and encodes 496 amino acids. Lineage: Eukaryota; Metazoa; Chordata; Mammalia; Chiroptera; Vespertilionidae. The record is from RefSeq and is a predicted model, not a curated record. The transcript has 6 exons. Gene Ontology annotation, molecular function: transmembrane signaling receptor activity.